AAUGAAUAGCGCUUGCUAUCGGUAGUCGACGCUCAAUUUUUGGUGUCAUUUUGCUUUUACUUGGGACAUCGCCCACUUUUCACAUCGAAAACUUUGCUAGUACUGUUUUAAACUCAACAUAGUAAUAUUCAACGUAACGUGUUUGUAAUUCGUGUUUGUUCGUUCUGUUAGGUCUGUGUAAUUAGUGGCUUGUUUACGGGAAAAGAACGAUUUGCGAUGCGGGAAUAUAAAAUUGUGGUCCUUGGAAGUGGUGGUGUAGGAAAAUCUGCACUUACAGUUCAAUUUGUUCAGGGCAUCUUUGUAGAGAAGUAUGACCCUACUAUUGAAGAUUCUUACCGGAAGCAAGUGGAAGUUGAUGGACAACAAUGCAUGCUCGAAAUCUUGGAUACAGCUGGAACGGAACAAUUUACAGCCAUGAGAGACUUGUACAUGAAAAAUGGCCAGGGUUUUGUAUUGGUAUACUCCAUUACUGCACAGUCUACCUUUAAUGACCUUCAAGAUCUGAGGGAGCAAAUCUUGCGUGUGAAAGACACUGAUGAUGUUCCUUUGGUACUUGUUGGUAACAAGUGUGAUCUUGAGGAUGAGCGUGUUGUAGGGAAAGAUCAAGGCAUGAAUCUUGCUAGGCAGUUUAACAACUGUUCCUUCUUGGAGUCUUCUGCAAAAGCAAAAAUCAAUGUUAAUGAGAUAUUUUAUGAUUUAGUGAGGCAGAUAAAUAAGAAAUCCCCAGAAAAGAAAUCAAGUAGCAAAAAGAAGACACACUGCAACAUUUUGUAACAAGAUUCCAACUGGUUCUCAUUUUAAUUAGCAGAGAGAAAAAGGGGGAGAAGGAGAGGGAGGGAAAAUAUUCGCAUUAUAAGAUAAUCAUGAUUCAAAAUGUAACUAUGGGCUAUCUGCCAUCCGGUUGCUACUAAUUGAUUUAGUUUCCAACAUUUCAUCAAGCACAGUUUUGUGUUGAUUCAUUUGAAACUUCCAACCAAGUUAUAAAAUCGGCAUGGUGGCAUUUAGUCAUGUAAAUUGCAAUUGUACCCCUUUUUUUUUGUCUUGCCUUCAACAUAUUAAUCAACCGUCAUACCUUUUGAUCCCUUUCGCUAUCGAUCCAUUAAUAAAUGAUUAACGUCAUUAUAAA
Daphnia carinata is the source of this 1126-nucleotide messenger RNA. RefSeq names its product ras-related protein Rap-1b (gene Rap1). Gene Ontology annotation, cellular component: plasma membrane. The transcript is spliced from 4 exons. Gene Ontology annotation, biological process: cellular response to cAMP; negative regulation of synaptic vesicle exocytosis; Rap protein signal transduction. Gene Ontology annotation, molecular function: GTPase activity; GTP binding; GDP binding. Lineage: Eukaryota; Metazoa; Arthropoda; Branchiopoda; Diplostraca; Daphniidae. Bases 217 to 774 code for a protein of 185 amino acids. The record is from RefSeq and is a predicted model, not a curated record.